AUGUUUAGAACUGGUGAUUUUCAUCUGGAAGAUGAAGAACGCAGCGGUCGUACAUCCACUACAGUUAAGGAAAUAAUCAAGGCCAUGCGAAACAAAAAUGAUCCAUUUUUGGAGAGAUUGGUUACUGGGAAUGAGACGUGGAUUCUUUACGAGAAUAUUACACGUAAACGAUCUUGGUCAAGAGAUAAGAAACCUUUAAGAGUAGCAAAGUCUGGUCUUCACCCGAAGAAAGUUUUGAUGUCCAUCUGUUGGGACUGGAAGGGUGUAAUUCAUUAUGAACUGCUUCCACAAGGUGAAACAAUCAAUUCAACGAAAUACUGUGCCCAACUGGACAAAUUGAAGGAAAAAAUCGCCACAAAACGACCAGAAUUAACCAACAGACGAGGCGUCGUUUUCCAGCACGAUAACGCCCUAGAUUCCAUGUGUAUUUAA
Molecule: messenger RNA, 432 nt
Organism: Frieseomelitta varia
Lineage: Eukaryota; Metazoa; Arthropoda; Insecta; Hymenoptera; Apidae
Product: histone-lysine N-methyltransferase SETMAR-like
Exons: 2
Coding region: 1-432 (143 amino acids)
Molecular function (GO): nucleic acid binding
Source: RefSeq, a predicted model, not a curated record